Messenger RNA from Helianthus annuus (common sunflower), 1786 nucleotides. RefSeq lists its product as uncharacterized. The transcript is spliced from 8 exons. Lineage: Eukaryota; Viridiplantae; Streptophyta; Magnoliopsida; Asterales; Asteraceae. Bases 117 to 1484 code for a protein of 455 amino acids. The record is from RefSeq and is a predicted model, not a curated record.
CUCUGACUGAUUAAUUUCAGGUGGUACCGAGAAAGCAUCCGUUGUUGCUGUUGUCAGGGGUGGGAACUAAUGCCAUUGCUUACGAUCUCUCACCCGAGUCUUCAUUCGCUCGUCACAUGUGUGAGCACGGAUUUGACACGUGGAUUCUUGAGGUUCGGGGCUCCGGCUUAAGCAUGCAAGAAACAAACCGUAAACAGAUUGAGCAAUCAGCACAUGAAAUAUCUAAUCAAAUGGAAGCUGCUUCUGCAACAGGAACACGAAACACUCAAUUUGGCCCGCAAUCUUCGAACAAUAACGAAACUGCCCCAACAGAAUCAGAGACGGUUAUAACUACCCAACAACCAAUUUCAUUGCCAACUGUAUUUCCAGAAUCGGUUAUCGUAACCAAAUUAACCGAAACCUUUAUAACACUAUCAGCUAGAGUAUCUGACUUUGUUGGUAAAAGUCAACCUAGACUAAUUUCCGCUAAAUUAUUUGACCAGUUUUCGAAACUGGUAGGAGAUUCUUUUAUAGCAAAGCGGUUUAAUGAGAUAAAGGAGAAAAUUUCAAGUUUUUUGGAAGUGAAACAUGAUUCGGGUGUUGCAAGUCAAAUAAAGGACUCGAGUCAAAAGUUGGUUAACAUUCUUGAAGAAGGUCAACGCUCUGUUUCGUCCCCAUUGUUUGAUCUGCAAGAACGUUUGACCAUAAUCAUGGAAGGGUUGCAGAAGCAAGUGGAUUUGAUCGGCAAAUUUGAUUGGGAUUUUGAUCAUCACCUUGAAGAGGACGUUCCUGCUGCGAUGGCCUAUAUAAGGGCCCAUACUCGACCCGAGGAUGGCAAACUCGUUGCUGUUGGACACUCCAUGGGUGGUGUUUUACUAUAUUCGAUGCUAUCACGCUACGGUUUUGAAGGAAAAGAUCCAGGGUUAGCUGCGAUUGUUACGUUGGCAUCUUCACUCGGUUACGCCUCCUCUAAAUCAUCACUGAAAUUAUUACUGCCACUUGUUGAUCCUGCACAAGCGUUAAAUGUACCGAUUAUUCCAUUAGGGGCAAUGUUAACCGCUGCAUAUCCUCUUACAUCCCGUGCUCCUUAUGUUUUAUCAUGGCUUAAUCAUAUGAUAUCAGCACAAGACAUGAUGCAUCCAGAUUUAUUUAAAAAACUCACUUUGAAUAGCUUUUGUAGCAUACCUGCUAAACUAUUGUUACAGCUUGCGUCAGCGCUUAGAGAACACGGUUUAUCUGAUAGAAGUGGGACGUUUUUCUACAAAGAUCAUAUUCACAAAAUUAAUAUCCCGGUUCUGGCAAUCGCAGGUGACCGGGAUGCAAUAUGUCCCCCUGAAGCCGUACGCGAAACAGUGAAACUGAUUCCUGAGAAGUUGGUUACCUAUAAACUUUUUGGUGAACCGGAUGGCCCACAUUAUGCCCAUUAUGAUUUGGUUGGGGGACUAUUGGCGGUGGAUGAAGUGUAUCCAAGUGUAGUACAAUUUCUAAGUAGUCAUGACCAUUGACCAGAAAUAGUUAUCAAGGAGUUUUGUUCGGUAUAUCAACUGUCAAGCACACAAGCAGUCCUUUAAAGCUCUAAAUAUGCAUGAUUAGUCUUCAAUGAACUGCUACAAGUCCCUAAACUUUCCAGUACAACAAGAUUAAUCCCUCAACAUAUAAAACAUAUCAAGCUAGACAUCAACCACCAUCAACUACACAAUGUUUUGCUAUUGAAUUAAUAUUUUGUAACAUCUCAUACAUUAAGUAACCGAAUUCAUAAAUAUUGUAAUUACAUAAGAAAAUUAAUAAAAAAUUCCACAUACGUGCC